AUGGCAAGCAACCUUCAUCUUCUUCUAAUCGUUUUAACCGCCUCAAUGGUCCUCCUCCCUUUAGCAACCGCCGACGAGCCACCCAAAAAAUCCGACCCAAAGGUGACCCAAAUCGUGGUAGAGGGUGUGGUUGAAUGCCAAAGCUGCAAGAACUAUGGAUCUUGGGGCUUGUCCGAUGCUAAACCAAUCAUGGGAGCUGAAGUAAGUGUAAUCUGCAAGGAUCACAGGAACAGAGUCAGUUUCUAUAAAGCAUUCGAGACCGACGAACAUGGCUACUUCUAUGGCCAACUAGAUGGCUUCAAAAUGAACCAUUAUUAUCUUGACCAUCCUCUCAUUUCUUGCAAAGUGAAGCUCGUUUCUUCCCCACUCAAUGCCUGCAACAUCCCGACGAACAUCAAUUAUGGGAUCAAUGGUUCCCCUUUAAGGUACGAGAACAAGAGGUUUUUUGGGGAUAACUAUGAAUCCAUUGUCUAUUCAGCCGGUCCUUUGGCAUACCGCCCAGGUCAUUGUGUCCCAGUCUCUAAACACUGAGUUGUCGCCUUUUCACUACUUUCAUCAUAUCAUUCUUACACUUUGUUUUGAAAUUUUCAUCAUGGUUCUAUGUAGCAUUAUUAUUAUUAUUAUAUGUAACAAGGAGUGUCUUCAAUUUCGGUUAUUUGAAAGGAUGUAACAAUUUUAUUAUUUCACAUUUACGCGAAACAAGUAAUGAGUUAAAAU
Messenger RNA from Impatiens glandulifera, 717 nucleotides. RefSeq names its product non-classical arabinogalactan protein 30. Bases 1 to 531 code for a protein of 176 amino acids. Lineage: Eukaryota; Viridiplantae; Streptophyta; Magnoliopsida; Ericales; Balsaminaceae. The record is from RefSeq and is a predicted model, not a curated record. The transcript has a single exon.